AUGAUAUUCCACCGUGAUCAAUACAAAGGCCGACACAAAAAUGAUCUCGCAUCGUUCUUUAAAUCUUCUUCCAUGGAGGACGUUCUGGCACAUGUGCAAAAAACAGAGCGACAACAUGUCACCAAGAAAGCGGGAAAAUCCCGCGUGUCUGCCGUCUUGGGCUCGGGGUGGACAACCACUGUCUCUAAGAUCAAUACCUUCAGCGGUGUCAUAGAUGUGCUGGUUUCAACACAUCCCGAGUAUGCAGCGCCGGUAUGGGGAACCAUCAAGUUUUUGUUUACGGUAACAAUUAAUCACCAAGAGCUAUCGAGCAAGGUCGCAGAAGCGUUUGCUGCCAUCAGCGACUCACUGCCCGAACUGAACUUCCUGGCAAAGCAACUCUACCCCGUCCCGCAUAUUCAGCGAACGCUGGCAAGCAUGUACGCUCACAUCAUCGACUUUUGUCUCCGGGCUCUCGAAUGGUACCACAAAGCAGGAGGUGGCUUCUUCAAAAAGGCCUUCGCGGCAAUCAAGGACCCGUGGGCCCUUGAGUUUGAAGACGUCGUGCAACAAAUCAAGCAGACAAACGCGAGGGUGCGCGAGCAGGCGACCAUAGCCCAUCAAGCUGAGACUAGACACAUCAGCUUGAAAAUCUCGGAUGUCCAGUUGGAGGUUAUGAAUCUGCGAAAGGAUAACAAGGAUCUGAGAUCCCUCAUGGUCUCCGGGCCAGUACAUCCAGCUAUUGUUUACCAAGUCCCUCUACGUCCGCCAGAACAGCCUCCAGCUCUGCCGAGCAUUCCCUUCCUUCCCGACAAAAUGUCAAAAUAUUUCCAGUCUAUCCCCUUCGACCCCGAGAAGGCUCUAAGCCAUGGGCGAGCAAUGCGAAAUCUCCAGCGAGCCCGAGGCAAUUCGAGUUGGGACGAAAUGUGGACCUCGAUGAAACUACGCAGCUGGAUCUCUCAGCGAGACUCAGCGGUGGUUGAACUGCAAGGCUCGUUAGCUGAUCCUGAUACUUCACGACACUUUGCCUUCGACAUUAUCGACUUGGUCAAAUCGACCGAAUUGCCCUUGGCAUGGUACGUGAGUUCACGGGUGCCGUCUACUUCCUUAAAGGGGCCGAUGACGGUUACGGAUAUUUUGCGGUCACUCGUUCAGCAGCUCCUAGUUCAGAAUAAGGACGCAUUCGUGGACAGCAGUUUUACAGAAUCCGAAUUUGCGUCCUGUAGUACAGAGGAAGAGUGGCUGCGCCUUCUUGCGGCUGUCCUUGUCGAAUUCCCACGGGUCAUACUGAUCUUGGACUCCCACGGUGAGGGACGUGAAGUUCUUGACGCCAUCCGGAAGCUUUGGGUCAUAGUGGAUGAGCGCAAAAUAAAGACAGCCACAAAGAUGCUCCUACUGACAUACCCGGUCCCGGGUGCACUCACACCGGCAAUCCUACCGAACGACGAUGUAGCCUCUUCCUUUACCAUGACACUCGGCCAUAACCGGAGCCAAAUGCGCGACAAUGUCAGGGAUCAAAGACGGACGCUCCCGAGGCAGGGGGGUGGACCCUCUCAGUUUAAGCCAUUUGUGCUCCAGCUGAUGGAGCCGAAGAUAGACUCAGAAGACGGCUCAUAA
Messenger RNA from Ilyonectria robusta, 1596 nucleotides. RefSeq lists its product as uncharacterized. Bases 1 to 1596 code for a protein of 531 amino acids. The record is from RefSeq and is a predicted model, not a curated record. The transcript has 3 exons. Lineage: Eukaryota; Fungi; Ascomycota; Sordariomycetes; Hypocreales; Nectriaceae.